Messenger RNA from Sapajus apella (tufted capuchin), 770 nucleotides. RefSeq names its product ubiquitin. The transcript is spliced from 2 exons. Gene Ontology annotation, cellular component: cytoplasm; nucleus. The record is from RefSeq and is a predicted model, not a curated record. Gene Ontology annotation, molecular function: ubiquitin protein ligase binding; protein tag activity. Gene Ontology annotation, biological process: protein ubiquitination; modification-dependent protein catabolic process. Bases 390 to 623 code for a protein of 77 amino acids. Lineage: Eukaryota; Metazoa; Chordata; Mammalia; Primates; Cebidae.
UCCAGAGCUUUCGAGGAAGGUUUCUUUAACUCGAAUUCAUCCGCCUGAUAAUUUUCUUAUAUUUUCCUAAAGAAGGAAAAGAAGCGCAUAGAAGGGAAGGGACAUAAUUUGUUAGGAUCCUUUGUUACGACUAUGAGGAAUUUGGAGCUCAGUUGAAAAGCCUAACUGCGUCGCGGGAGGUUGGGCGCGGCGAACUACUUUUGGCGGCGCACGGAGACGGCGCCUACGUAAAAAGUGAUAAGUGACGCAACAUACGUUGCAUAAAUUUGAGCUCCGCCGAAAGGGAGCGUUUAGGGGCGAGAGGCUUUGUUGGGUGAAGGUGUCUUGGACUUCAGUGGCCGGACGUGAUUGGCGAUUCGCGGCAUCGUCGUAUCCUCUAACAGGUCAAAAUGCAGAUCUUCGUGAAGACCCUGACCGGCAAGACCAUCACCCUGGAGGUGGAGCCUAGUGACACCAUCGAAAAUGUGAAGGCCAAGAUCCAGGAUAAGGAAGGCAUCCCCCCCGACCAGCAGAGGCUCAUCUUUGCAGGCAAGCAGCUGGAAGAUGGCCGCACUCUUUCUGAUUACAACAUCCAGAAAGAGUCGACCCUGCACCUGGUCCUGCGUCUGAGGGGUGGCUGUUAAUUCUUCAGUCUUGCAUUCGCAGUGCCCAGUGAUGGCAAUACUCUGCACUAUAGCCAUUUGCCCCAACUUAAGUUUAGAAGUUACAAGUUUCAGUAAUAGCUGAACCUGUUCAGAAUGUUAAUAAAGGUUUUGUUGCAUGGUAGCAUA